AAAAACACAAACACAAUAAUAGCUUUCAAUAUUAAAAUCUCAAUGUAGGAUCCAAUGAAGUUUCAUACGAAUAAAUCUUACUCCCUUCCUUUCAUGACACAGGAGCAAAAGCAUGCAAUCUACUUCAGUGUUCAUACUCCGAGUAAUCAGACAAACAAAAUACACCUUCUUGCUUAACAUGGAAAAGGGAAUUGACUUGUGAGGAGGGGAACAAUGAAAAACCAAACAUCCAAAUCCUCAAGGAUCCAGCUCCAUCAUCUAUUCCUAUGAAAAGAGAACAAGAAGGUAUUUGAAAUGGAAUUUAAUUACUUCUUUCUCCAUUAUGUGAUACCAAAGCACACCUCAAGCUGGGAUGUUGCCAUUUCAAAAGUAAACCUUCUUACAGCUAUAAAGACUGGAGGAUCUAUGUGGGAAUGAAAUGCUGACCACAAUAUAACCAAAUUACACAAAUAAGGCUGUCAAAGGGUUAUGAUGAUGGCUUUGCUACUACUUCAGUGUAAAUUCUCUGGAAUGAAUGGUUUUUUUCCCCCUUUAUGCAAAUAAUUUUAGUUUGCACUCCAAAGAAGUAUCCGAAUGGAAAUCAUUGCCUGAAAAUAAUCUGCCAGCACUUAAAGGCAUUGAUAACAUUACGUGUCUUUGUAGCGUAAAGCUAACAUUUUAAUGUACAAGCCCUAAAGAAGAUUCUACCAUUAAUUAAAAUGGCAUCUUAUUUCCAAGAGCCUUAAUCCUCGCAACCUUUUAUUUUAAAAGUUUCUUAGUACCAAAGCAUGCUCUCAUUCCUUUCAAAGUCUCACAGAGAUGACAAAGCUAGGGAGCUUGGGAAAAACCUGAUUACACCUGACAUAUGUAACAAACAGUAUUUUUUUUAUUGCUAUCUCAAUGCAGAUGACAAGCUUUGCAGAGAUACAAUUCAAGAUUUGAUCUGCACCAACUCGGUUUGUUUUGAGGUCAGAAACAAAGAUGAUUUUUUAACUUCUCUGGCAGCUGCCAUCACAAGGUUUGGGAACAUCUGGUCUAAACAAUACAACCACCUGGCUUUGAGCUGAGCUACUUCCUCCUAAACACAGUCACAGUGAUGGCUGGGAAGCGGGAGACAGAUUUAUUUCGUUCUGAUAAACACUGCCUGUUUUGUGGGCCAGACCGCUGGCUGUUUACUUUCCUGUAACAUGCGAUAUGCAAAACUUUGCAACAUGCUUUUCACCCAUUGUUAUUGAAGUGGGAUUAUAUUCGUGGCCCUUGAGCUGUACAAUGCUAAUGAGCUAAAAUAUUUGAGUGAAAAGCUGGGUUGGGGGAAGGGGGGGGGAGGACGUAAAUCAGCUUGGUAAAAAACAGAGGUAGCUCUCAAACAGUUGGCUCAUUGGGGCAACUACAAGUGCGUGACCAACCCCAAAAUAACACAACAUAUGCUUUGGAAUGCACUGUCCUGCAAAGAGAAAUGCUACAACUCUUAAGGGGUAUUUAACUCUUCUCCUUUUCCACAGAAGGUAAAGAAUUGCAAAAGUGGUAUUUUCUAAACAUUUAUCUUGAAGUGAUGUUUACAACAAAAGACAUUUUGACUUUCUGGAAUAUCUUCACAAACUAUUUCGUAAACAAUCCUCAAGCCACAUCCCUGCUUCAAGAAAAGACAAAUUUCACCGUGUUGUAUGAAAAAAAUCCAAAGAAGCUUCCAUGUUGAACUUGGAGAGUAGUUCACCGAGAGAUAGACAUCUGGUUAGAUGCUCUAAAUCAUUAGUACUAGUUUCUGGAAGGCAAAUUAAUACCUCUGUUUCUAUGUGCUUCUUCCCAUCUGAACACAGCAAAGGCAUCCCUUAGACUUUAAAGUCCUGAAAACCUAAAGCAAAUUUUAUGCAGCUUUGACCCAUAAACACCAGAAAGAGCUCUGGUCUAAUGCAAGACUUCAGUCUUUCAGACUCCAGUGCUCUGGAAGAAAUGCAGACUGCCUGGAGGGAAUAAACCUCUGAUUCGUAAAUGGCAUUUUUACAACACUUACGGAAUUCAAAGAAGCUGCUGGAGGAUGGGGGAGAAGAGUCAGCGAAGCCUGACUUUUUGGCAGGAGUUAAGACAGUAGUUUUGCAAGAAACGCACAACUGACCAAAUAGAAAUAGAGAUUUUAGAAGGUCAGUUUUAAACAUAUUUCCAUAUGGAUAAGCUUUUUAAGAAGCUUCUUCAUAUAUAUGUCUGCACAACCUAUCCAAAACUUUUAAACUGUAAUGUUGCUACAUUGGGAAACAUUAUAAGUUUAAUGUAUUACAUUUUUUAACUCUUCAUGGCACCUACAUAGGCAAAGACUAUAUUUUUCAAUGUGCUAAGAGGGUUGAUCAAAAUCCUACUAAAAGCCUAGUCUUUGCUGUCAGGGGGUGUAGUAUGCUUAAGAUUACUGAUCCUCACACAAUCAACUUACACAGGUUCCUUCUGGUGGAGAAUACUAAAUGUGGCACAGACGGACAGUACAACCUUUACUUAAAGAAGCUGCCAUAUAACCUGGUUUCAGAAGCCAAUAGCACUUAAUUCUUGCAGCCUAAUUAGCUAUUUUUCAGUGUCCAGUCUUCAAAUUUUUGUCUAAGGUGAUUAAGACAGGAUCAUCUACUGCAUGAAUGCUCAGAGUAACUAUGACUCUUGCCGUAUUGGCUGCUGCAUUGGUAAGCCCAGUGGGUUACCUCACUCUGCUAAAGAUCAGGGGACUGUGGUGACAUUACAGACUUGGCAGCUUCCUAGAAAGGCACUGAUAAACACAUAUUCUGGACUCUCCUACAAGAAGAAACCGGACGGAGUAGGGUGGAUGGCAGCAUGGUAUUGAUUGUUGUCAUAUGGGAAUCUUCUGAAGGAGCAAAGAGGACACCCCAAGAGCCUGCAGUAAUUUCUAUCCACUAGCACAAUGUAUUCCACAUUUUUAUCUCAUCUUCUCCAGAUAACGCUGCUGAGCAUCUGGUUCACAUAUGACAAAGAUCAUAACGUAGCUGCAAGCAAAUUUGCUACAACCGGUAAAGACAGAGUCAGUGCUGGGGUUCUGCAGCUAAUCAGCAAGGGCUAUGUCCUGCCACUGAAUGUGGCUGCUAACUGUUCCCAGGAGGGCGCACAGUCUCAGAUGGUGCCAGUGAGAGCCGCUGCUGAGUUUAAGCAUCUUUUUUUCCUCACCUUCAUCCCACUUUUACACAGCCACAAGUCCUUCUUUGUUAAACAAGAUCCAUUGUCAUGCUGCAUUCACUCUUACUUAUUUUAUGAUGUUUAUUAUUUUUGAGCCUAUAGGGCCAUAUACUGAAAUGUAGUACUACAUAACAGUAUUACUUCUGAACCCUGACUGGAAGGUUCUGUCCUCCCUGCACCCUGCAAAGUCACAAGGAGCUGGGGCACUGUAAUAAACAGCACAAGAUUUACAUGAACAGCGUUCCUACAGGCUGGCCACAGGGCCUCUGAGGCACUGGUAACACAGUCUUCUUUUCUGCAGGCAACACACGGAGAUAUUUCCCUGGAAGCUUUCUUAGUCCUAGCCCGAUUGUUCUGUCUUGUGGGGGACCGUAUUGAGACAAAGCCUAUUCAAAACUGAGAGAUUCACCUAUCGCAAAGAGAUAUAGCUCAGUCAUCUAAGCAAUGAUAGGACCUGCAAGAAGCAGAUGGGCUGGAAGCAACACAAAUGUCUUAUUUGCUGCUGUGAAGUACUGUGAUAACUCAGGAUAAACACAUUUCAUAAAUAUUAGGAGCACUCUUUCUCUAGAUUCCAGUGCCUCUUCCAACCCAUUUUUCUUUCUUGUUGUGAAUUCAAAUGAAGAUAGAAGCAUGUGGGAAACGCCUGGCCAUUACAUUCUUAGCUGCCCAUUUUGAAAAACCUUUCCUUUCACACAUUCCAAAAUAGUUGAAGAACACAGAUGGCUAAUCCACCCAUGGCACGUGCAUCCAUUUAGUCAAUGUAUCACAAAGCAAAACCUGACUUCUGUCUGCUCAAAAUCUCUCUCUGUUGUUGGCCUUCAAUAUUGCAUUUACUGAAACUCAUUAGACUGCUACAGGAUACAGGAUAAUUCAAACAAAAUAAAAGCUCUGGAAGACGAUGGAAGGCUCCUGACAGUCUGCACAAGGUACUCUGCAGAAGAGACCAAUCUGAAGCUGUAAAGACUGUGGAAAUUUAAGCAAGAUCCAGUCAUUUUAGGAAUUCUUAGCACUGGUAGAUUCAUGCCUCAGCGCAGAAAUGCUAAUGUCUGCAUGUAAAUGGCACAACUUCCUCAUCUUCCCUUUCCUCUAAAAUAAAACAAAAAUACCUACAGGGUGCAGGACUAUCUGCUUAUACUCUGCUUGCCAAUUUACCAUGUGCUUUCACAUCUUUUCCCUAUCAUCUUCCUGGUUUUGUUUAGUACCACAUACUGAAACAGCAACCUUCACCAUCUCAGAAAAAGUAACCUCAUCUCUCCAUUGUAUCCCCUAGAAAGUUAAUUAAAAAGGGAAUAUAAGGAUCCCUUAAAACCUUAUAUAGGCAGCCAUUAAAUGCACAGUAGUCCCCUGAGGCAAAAAUAUAGUGACUCCCUACAGGUAACUCUGCCCCAGGCAGACCUCCCCUUCUUUCUCUCCUUUUCACCUUUUAAAUGUUUGAGUUGAUAAAAGCCUUUUGAUGAUGUAAAAAAAAUAUUUAGACUUUCAAGAAUAAAACAACCAACACCACAGUGAAAGAGUAAGAGAGUCUUGACCUUCCACUCACAUUCUGGUUGGAACAGGGAGGAAUGUAGGAAAUGUAUGUGUUCAACAUGAGAAGUUUCCAGGAAAGCCAGAUUAUUUUUUUUAUUUUUUUUUUUUUUAACUGACAAGCCAAAAUGAAAGUGCAACUGACUUCCAGAUGAGGGUGUGGUGCUUGAAGACAAAAUGCAAUGUGUCAGACCAAUUCAGAUCAUUUCACUGAAGCACAUCUCUAUUGCAGUACCGGCUACUAGUCUACUGACAAAAGGAGCUUUGCCAUGGGCUGGGAUACGAAUAACUCAACCGAUUACUGGAUUGAGGAUGAAGAAGACUAUCUCAACUCUGUAACAGAUUACAAUACAUAUGAGCUUCUCUGUGAAAAGAGUGAUGUGAGAAAUUUCAGUAAAUUAUUUCUCCCUGUGUUCUAUGCAUUGGCUUUCACUGUUGGAGUUGCUGGAAAUUCAUUAGUGGUUGCAAUUUAUGCCUAUUGCAAGAAACCGAAGACUAAGACGGAUGUGUACAUCAUGCACCUAGCCAUUGCUGAUCUGCUCUUGCUCUUUACACUCCCUUUUUGGGCUGCAAAUGCAGUGCAGGGAUGGGAACUUGGAAACUCAAUGUGCAAGCUCACUUCUUCUCUGUACACCAUGAAUUUCAGCUCUAGCAUGCUGUUCCUGGCCUGUAUCAGUGUGGAUAGGUACAAGGCCACUUCCGAAUCCCAGAGUCAUAGAAGAAUUGGUAAACACUGCAGUGUUACCUGCAUCUGUGUCUGGCUGUCUGCUAUUUUCCUCAGUAUCCCUGAACUGAUAUUUAAUCAAGUCAAGAAACACAAUGACAGGAAUGAAUGCCUUCCUGUAUUUCCAAUGAACAUGGAAACACUCUUAAAAGCAACCAUUCAAAUCUUGGAAAUUAUCCUGGAAUUUCUGCUUCCUUUCCUAGUAAUGCUGAUCUGCUAUUCAGCUACUGCUCGAGCAAUCUUUAGAUCUGCAAAUGUUAAAAAAUCUAGACCUUUUAUGGUUCUGCUGGCAGUAGUGGCUGCUUUCAUUAUCACCCAGCUACCUUACAACAUAGUUAAGCUCUGGCGAGCCAUAGAUAUCAUCUACAUGUUGAUUACUGACUGUGAUGCAAGCAAAACCAUAGAUGUUGCACUCCAGGUCACCAAGAGCAUAGCUUUGUUUCAUACCUGCCUGAACCCUCUUCUCUAUGCCUUUCUGGGUGCCUCUUUUAAAAUGCAUAUUAUGAAAAUCGCAAAAAAUUAUGGAUACUGGAGAAGACAACAACAGAAUGGAAGACCUGAAGAAAUUUCUAUGAAUUAUGAAGACCACACUGAAGAAACAAUUAGUUUCACUAUAUAGCAUCUCCAUUACUUUCAUUAUCUUAUAUAACCAAGGGAAUUAUUUACUAAUUCUGGUGGUAUUGUUUCAGCAGCUUUUUCACUGCAUUUCAACUUUCAGAUGAAUUUCUGAACCUGCAGACUAGCCAAGACAGUACAGUGCAGUUCCAAGUGGAACAUAUUGAUCAAAAUUAGGCAUCAGGCGAGAACUAAAUCCUGAAAUUCCUAGAAACUACUAGAGCUGUUUAGUAGGGGAAAAAAAAAAAAAAAAAGAAAAGAAAAAAAACCAACCCAAACCCAAAAAACCUACAACAAACCCCAAACACCUAAAAAAAUCCCAAGAUGUAAAUUUAAAAGUGUCACAGUAGCAGGCAAUUAAAUAGCUGUGUAGCGAACAAUCUGUACACGUGCAAACAUCUACAUAAAACAGAAAAAGGAACCAUCAGUAAUAAAAUAGCAGUACAGAUUCUUUUGUACCAAAAAUUAAUAAUCUUGUGUUUCUCCAACUAUUCUGUAAAACUUUCGCACAUUUGCCUAAUAAGUCAGUUCCAUUUCUUUUCCUCUGCUAUCAUUCCAUAUACUUUUGCAGCUUGAAGUGAGGUAUAAGUUCAUGGCUGAGAACUGAGAGAGAGGAGAAAAAACCCAUUCUGUAUGUCAUUCCGCAUACAUAUAGCAACAACAAUAUCCUCCCCAACGAACAGUAAAUCCUUCUCAGUAACUACCAAAAAUGACCUUUAACCUCUCCUUUUUGGCUCACUCUAAACUUCAACAAGCCCGGUGCCCCGUGGGAGGCACAUUUUAGAUCUCUGUAAAUGCUACCCCAGUGUCAAAUAUACAAAAUAACGUUAAAGCAUUGGCAGAAAUGUAACGAAAAGUUAAGUUAAUCUUCAGAUACAGGGCCUGGAAUUUCUAGUCUGAAUUUGUAAAAUGAAUCAAACACUACAACAACUGUAUCUGCUAAAAUAUAUGGAGAUAAAAUAAAAUCAAAGAAUACAAGUACGCUUU
Falco peregrinus (peregrine falcon) is the source of this 6994-nucleotide messenger RNA. RefSeq names its product atypical chemokine receptor 4 (gene ACKR4). Gene Ontology annotation, molecular function: chemokine binding; scavenger receptor activity; chemokine receptor activity. Gene Ontology annotation, cellular component: membrane. The record is from RefSeq and is a predicted model, not a curated record. NCBI's taxonomy places the organism in Eukaryota, Metazoa, Chordata, Aves, Falconiformes, Falconidae. The transcript is spliced from 2 exons. Gene Ontology annotation, biological process: chemotaxis; G protein-coupled receptor signaling pathway; immune response.